UUUUGAACUUAUAUAAUUAUUAGUAAAUUAAAAGGAAUGGAACCUUCACAAUUCUAUCAGUCGGUACAUCAGCAUUCGUUAUGGAAGAGCUCUUCUCCUCCAUCACUAUCAUUUUGCAGAGAUAAAUCCUCUGAUGCUUGAAGUACUCAAUCAUUCAUGCUUCAAAAUAAACAAAAGGGAGGCAGAGAUCAUGCAAGAUCUAUUUUCCCUAGUCCUCCAUCAAGAAAAAUAGGAAAAUUUAAGUUUAAUGUGAAGAAUCUGAUCCAAGAGAGCAGGAUGAAGCAAUACACAAAGAUGAUUAAAUAAGAAAAUAGAAGAUCUUUCUUCAAAGCCUAAGAGCAUCUUAUAUACUCCUCAUAAUAAAUUUAAGCACAUAUCCGAGCAAAGAAAGCCUAUAUCCUUUAGGACUGAAGAAGAGAGUGAAGCUUUAAUCAAGAAAUCUUCCAAAAUUCCUAUAAACUUUGUACGUUUUGGGAACAAAAUGUGGAAAAUCAAUAGGCCCAAUCUCAAAAGCAAGUUAAUACAACAAAAGACUGAAGCGUUGAGUCCUGAACCUCGCCCUUCAACAUUUUUCAGUCUAAAAGAUAAGACGAGGAAAGCAAUAAGCCCGAAAGUGUCGAAUUUUGCACCAAAAUAUAGCUUCUCAGUUGAUUCAUCUGCUUGUGAAACAGAAUCUUCCAUCUGUUCAGACAUUGAAAUUCAAGAAGAACUUCUCAAGAAACGAUCAAACAUGGCUAAAAAGAGAUGAGCAAAGAAAUCUCUCUUCUGUAAUUCCCCACCUAUUCCUAAAGAAUUCAGAAAUGAUAUUAUCAACAAAGUUAUUUAAGAAUAUUCUAGUGAAGAAGUCUAAACUUAGUGUACCAGAAAAAGAGGCAAAGAUGCCAAUUAAUGUUCAAAAAGAGCUUAGCCUUGGUUAUAUUCACAAACAAAAGCUAAAAAGGACUACCAUAAAUAAUCUAACUAGUUUGAGCCUUAUUGGAAGGAAUAUUGGAAAAAGUCAAGAUCCUUCAGCUGUUGAGGUUAUCCCUCUAUCUCCCCAAUCAAAGUGAAGAAAAAGAAGGCCAAGAAAUACUCUCAAUGACCAGAUAGUUCACUUAUGGAAAAGUUCUUAACAAUAGAGCCAAUAUAUCUUCUCAUAAAGUCAUUGUUUCACCUAAUUCUUCAAAAAAGAAAAGUUCUCUAGUGUUUUUAAGCGGCUCCUCAAAAUAGCAGGAAUAUGAGGUUUAUUGAUCUGAUCUGGGGUGCAACUAAGUUCAGAUAUGUAGAGAUCAGGUUUAUGAUAGAGGCUUUAGUGAGAUAAAUGCGCUUUUGUAUUCAUGUGUCCUGUUUAAGUUGAGACCUUUCACGAAACAUCUGUUUAUCUUAAAUGCUUGUCAAUCAUGGGCAUAUUUAUAGUUAUCAAUAAAUUUUA
Moneuplotes crassus is the source of this 1411-nucleotide messenger RNA. The record is from the annotation of a GenBank genome assembly. NCBI's taxonomy places the organism in Eukaryota, Ciliophora, Spirotrichea, Euplotida, Euplotidae.